Messenger RNA from Amphiprion ocellaris (clown anemonefish), 9194 nucleotides. RefSeq names its product protein unc-13 homolog A-like. Gene Ontology annotation, biological process: synaptic vesicle priming; dense core granule priming; synaptic transmission, glutamatergic. Gene Ontology annotation, cellular component: synaptic vesicle membrane; presynaptic active zone cytoplasmic component; presynaptic membrane. Lineage: Eukaryota; Metazoa; Chordata; Actinopteri; Pomacentridae. Gene Ontology annotation, molecular function: calmodulin binding; diacylglycerol binding; syntaxin-1 binding. The transcript is spliced from 42 exons. The record is from RefSeq and is a predicted model, not a curated record. The coding region runs from base 334 to 5964 and encodes 1876 amino acids.
GCGGCGCGCGGCGCGGGGGAGCUGUGUCCUCGCGCGGAGGCUGCUGCUGCUGAAACAAGAUGGCUGAGCGCGCAGGAGGAGCAGCGGAGGAGAGCUGAGGCAAUGCAGAGGAGGAGGCACCGGGGGACGAGGAAGACACUCCGGCCGACAGCGAGCAAACAGCCCCGCAGAGAAACACACCGAGCGCUCCCUGACAUGCCGCUGGCCCGUUUCCGCCGCCGUUUAGGGCUCGACUGUUUGAGUUUUUCGUAGUCAAGAGACCAACGGACGGACCAAACAAAUCACGGAGCUCUCAGUAGAGGACAGCCGGGGACGCUCACGCCGCUAUCAGAGAUGUCCCUGCUGUGUGUGGGAGUGAAGAAAGCCAAGCUGGAUGGACCCCAAGAGAAGUUCAACACAUAUGUGACUCUAAAGGUACAAAAUGUGAAGAGCACAACCAUCGCUGUCAGGGGCAACUUGCCCAGCUGGGAGCAAGACUUCAUGUUUGAAAUUAACCGCCUGGACCUAGGUCUGACAGUAGAGGUAUGGAACAAAGGGUUAAUCUGGGACACCAUGGUCGGCACUGUAUGGAUUCCCCUCCGUAGCAUCCGGCAGUCAAAUGAGGAAGGUCCAGGGGAGUGGCUCACACUGGACUCUCAAGUCAUCAUGGCUGAUAAUGAGAUCUGCGGCACCAAAGAUCCCACUCUCCACCUGGUGCUGCUCGAUACACGUUUCGAGCUGCCUCUAGAUAUCCCUGAGGAUGAGGCACGGUACUGGGCUAAAAAACUGGAGCAGCUCAAUGCCAUGAGGGACCAAGAUUAUUCAUACCAGGAGGAACAGGAACGUCCUCUCCGUGCACCAGGAACCCAGUGCUGUAACUGGAGUCUAUGGGGAGAUCAACAAAAUGAAGACCCUGAUAGUGCUGUGGAUGACAGAGACAGCGACUAUCGCAGUGAAACCAGUAACAGCAUCCCCCCUCCAUACUACAGCACAUCCCAGCCCAACGCCUCGGUCCACCAGUAUCCCAUUAGCCACCAGCACCGCAGCUCCAGAAGUUUCUCAUACCCACGAUCUGACAACAGCCACGACCUCGACUACCACCAUCAGAGAACUGUCAGCCCCACUGGGAGCUACGCAUCGUCUGCAGAGCUCAGCCGAUGCAGCAGUCAGCUUAGUGAGGAAGACUAUGGCGGUGAGUACGGAGAGAGGGACCCUUACGACGAGAAUGACUCCUACCACUCCUGCCACUCCUCAGUUAGCUACAGUAAAGGUUCUCCAGACUGGGACCCCGAUGAGACCCAGGGGGCGUACAGUGAUGAGGGCGGUUACAGCAAAGAUGGAGGAGAAGAGGCUGCUCUGUACGAGGGGGAUGAUGGAGGAUUGUAUGAGGGAGAAGAGGAAGGCCUCUAUGAGGACGAGGAGAUGAUGUAUGAUGAUGAGGAUCUGUACAAUUUGGAUGGGACCCUCAGUGAGGACAUGGAGCCUCCAUUCACUCCUACUCCUACAUCAACUGCCCCCCCAGCACUCGAUGCAUCUGGCUCUAGACCUCCUCUAGAGAAACAACCGUCCCUGCACCAACAGCAGCCUCCCAGUCAGCCCUCUAACCAAACAUCCAACCAGGCUCAUCCUCCAGGCAUGGCACCUACAGCACAGCCCCCUUCUGGUCAACAUGCAGCCCAACCGCCUAAACAACCCCAGCCCCAAACACAACCUCAGCCUCAGCCAGCCCCAUCCGCCACUUCUUUCUUCUCAAUGGCCAAACCUCUAACAGCUGCAGUUACAGGCCUGGCUUCUACUUUCCUGUCUUCUGUUCCCACUGCCCAGCCUGCCCAGUCUCAUCCUCCAGCCUCGGCUGUACCUCCGCAACACCAGUCUGCUACAGCCAACUCUGUCCCUCCAUCCCACCCAGCCACCUUGGCUAACUCAGCCACCCAGCCCCCUUCCACUGCCAUGGGCCCUUCCUCUCAGCAGCCGCCAUCCUCCACAUCACCUCAAUCCCAACUCAAUGAUCCUGCCACCACACAGUCAGCUGCUCUUGAGGACCAGGCUCCCCAGUUGGAGGAAGAGCCCUGGCUAGAAGAGGAAAGGAUGCUGGAGGAUGAGACCAGGACGCCCCCAGAUCAGCAUGAGGAGAAGAUUCCCAUGGAGCAGAAAGAGGAGCAUUUUGAAGAGAGCAGACCGCUGACGCCAGUAGAGGAAAUAGAGAUGCCACCUGAGAGUCCUCCAGUUGUAGAGGAGCCCAAAGAGCCAGUCGACCCAGCAGUCAGAGCCAAAGAGAACUGGCUCAGACUCUACAACAAGGUCUUAGAGCAGCUUCGGGAGGCUCGAGGAGAGACCUCCAGCUCGCUGUGGUUUGGUAAGGGAGGAAUGGGAGGUGCACUCUACAGUAUUGACAGCAUGCCUGACCUUCGCAAGAGGAAAGCCAUUCCUCUUGUCAGAGAUCUGGCGAUGUCUCUGGUGCAAAACUCACGCAAGGCUGGAAUCACCUCGGCGAUGGCUUCCACCACUCUGGGCAACGAGGAGCUGAAAAGCCACGUUUAUAAAAAGACCUUGCAGGCUCUGAUCUACCCCAUCUCCUCUACUACUCCACACAACUUUGAGGUGUGGACAGCCACCACCCCCACCUACUGCUAUGAGUGUGAGGGAUUGCUUUGGGGUAUCGCACGCCAAGGCAUGCGCUGCUCAGAGUGUGGCGUCAAAUGCCACGACAAGUGCCAGGAUCUCCUCAAUGCUGACUGUCUGCAGAGAGCUGCCGAGAAGAGCUCCAAGCAUGGAGCGGAGGAUCGGACCCAGAACAUCAUCAUGGUCCUGAAGGACCGCAUGAAGAUCAGAGAGCGGAAUAAGCCAGAGAUCUUUGAGCUAAUCCAGGAAGUAUUUGCUCUCGACAAAACAACACAUGGAACACAAAUGAAACAAAUCAAGCAGAGUGUGCUUGAUGGGACAUCUAAAUGGUCAGCGAAGAUCAGCAUCACAGUGGUGUGUGCUCAGGGCCUUCAGGCUAAAGACAAAACAGGCUCCAGUGACCCUUAUGUAACUGUUCAAGUUGGGAAGACGAAGAAGAGGACCAAAACCAUCUAUGGCAACCUCAACCCUGUCUGGGAAGAGAACUUCCACUUUGAAUGCCACAACUCAUCUGACCGCAUCAAGGUUCGUGUUUGGGAUGAGGAUGAUGACAUCAAGUCUCGAGUGAAACAGAGGUUCAAACGCGAGAGUGAUGACUUCCUGGGUCAAACCAUCAUCGAAGUCCGCACUCUGAGCGGAGAGAUGGAUGUUUGGUACAAUUUGGACAAAAGAACAGAUAAGUCUGCUGUUUCGGGAGCCAUCCGGAUGCACAUAAGUGUGGAGAUCAAAGGAGAGGAGACGGUGGCUCCUUACCACGUCCAGUACACCUGUCUGCAUGAGCAUCUAUUCCAGUACACUACCGAGGAGCAAAAUAGUGGUGUAGUAAAGAUUCCUGAUGCCAAAGGAGAUGACGCAUGGAAGGUGUACUUUGAGGAGACGGCUCAGGAGAUUGUGGAUGAGUUUGCCAUGAGAUACGGAGUAGAGUCCAUCUACCAGGCCAUGACCCACUUUGCCUGCUUGUCAUCUAAAUACAUGUGCCCAGGAGUGCCAGCUGUGAUGAGCACCCUACUGGCCAACAUCAAUGCUUACUACGCCCACACCACCCAGUCCUCCAACAAUGUUUCUGCCUCGGACAGAUUUGCUGCGUCAAACUUUGGCAAGGAGAGGUUUGUCAAACUGCUGGAUCAGCUGCACAAUUCCCUGAGGAUUGACUUGUCCAUGUAUCGGAAUAAUUUCCCUGCCAGCAGUCCAGAAAGGCUUCAAGACCUGAAGUCUACAGUUGACCUGCUGACUAGUAUCACCUUCUUUAGAAUGAAGGUCCAGGAGCUGCAGAGUCCCCCCAGGGCGAGUCAGGUGGUGAAGGAUUGUGUUAAAGCCUGUCUCAACUCCACCUACGAGUACAUUUUCAACAACUGCCAUGACCUCUACAACAGGGAAUAUCAGACAGAUCCUUCAAAAGCUGUUCCUCCAGAUGAGCAGGGUCCCAGCAUCAAAAACCUGGACUUCUGGUCGAAACUCAUCACCCUCAUCGUCUCCAUCAUAGAGGAGGACAAAAACUCAUACACUCCUUGCCUUAAUCAGUUUCCCCAGGAACUCAAUGUGGGCAAGAUCAGCGCUGAGGUCAUGUGGAACAUGUUUGCACAAGAUAUGAAAUAUGCCAUGGAGGAGCAUGAGAAGAACCGCCUGUGCAAAAGUGCAGAUUAUAUGAAUUUGCACUUCAAGGUUAAGUGGCUCUAUAAUGAGUACUGCAAGGAGCUGGUCACUUUCCAGAAGCAUGUACCUGAAUAUCCAGCGUGGUUUGAGCCAUUUGUCGUCAUGUGGUUGGACGAGAAUGAGGAAGUGUCCAGAGAUUUUCUCCAUGGAGCCCUAGAGAGGGACAAAAAAGAUGGGUUCCAGGUCACGUCAGAGCACGCUUUGUUCUCCUGCUCAGUGGUGGACGUGUUCUCUCAGCUCAACCAGAGCUUUGAAAUCAUUCGCAAACUCGAGUGUCCCGACCCUCAGAUUGUUGGCAACUACAUGAAGAGAUUCGCCAAGACCAUCGGAAAUGUUUUGCUGUCUUACGCUGACAUUAUAGCAAAGGACUUCCCAAAUCAUGUAAAGAAAGAGAAAGUGCCAUGUAUCAUAAUCAAUAACAUCCAGCAGCUCAGAGUUCAGCUGGAGAAGAUGUUUGAGGCCAUGGGAGGCAAAGAUCUCAAUGUGGAAGCCAGUGACUUCCUGAAGGAGCUGCAGAACAAACUGAACAACGUCAUGGACGACCUCAGCCGCAUCUUUGCUGUCAGUUUCCAGCCGCAGAUUGAGGAUAAUGUGAGGCAAAUGGGAGACAUCCUCGCCCAGGUCAAAGGUCAGACUGUUCCAGCCAACGGGAGUGUAGUUCAGGAGGCUGACAAUGUCCUGCAGCCCAUCAUGGACUUCCUGGACAGCAACUUGUCACUGUUUGCUAAGAUCUGUGAGAAGACAGUCCUGAAGAGAGUACUGAAGGAACUGUGGAAACUGGUGAUGAACACAAUGGAAAAAACAAUUGUGCUUCCAACUCUUACUGACCAGACGGGCACUCAGAUGAUCUUCAAUGCUGCUAAGGAGCUGGGUCAGCUCUCCAAAUUAAAGGAGCACAUGGGCCGAGAGGAGGCCAAAGCUCUGACUCCUAAACAGUGUGCAGUAAUAGAGCUGGCACUGGACACUAUUAAGCAAUACUUUCAUGCGGGUGGAGUGGGCCUGAAGAAAACGUUCUUAGAAAAGAGUCCGGAUCUGCAGUCUCUGCGCUAUGCCUUGUCGCUGUACACGCAGGCUACAGACAAGCUCAUCAGGAAGUUUGUCCUCUCACAGAACGCUCAGGUCCAUGGAGGGAAAGGGGUCAGGUACACGGCAAAUGAAGACACACCACCAGAGAAAGCAUCCGGAGUGGAUGCAGUCGGCGACGUAGUUAUGAAUGUGGAUAUUUUGCCUCAGCCUAAUGGAGAACACAAGAUCAGCGUCAAAGUGGUGGCAGCUAUUGACCUCAAAUGGAAAGCACAGGGCUUCAGGCCUUUCGUGGAAGUCUACAUCAUUGGGCCUCACCUCAGUGACAAGAAGAGGAAGUUUGCCACCAAGUCCAAGAACAACACCUGGUCACCAAAGUUCAGUGAAAGCUUCCAGUACUCGCUGGGCACUGAGGUUGGUCCAGAGAGCUACGAGCUGCAGGUGUGUGUGAAGGACUACUGCUUUGCCAGGGAGGACCGUACAGUGGGAAUGGCCGUGCUGCAGGUGAAGGACAUAGCCAGCAAGGGCAGCGUCACCUGCUGGCUGCCGCUGGGAAGACGCGUCCACAUGGACGAGACGGGCCUGACGGUGCUGCGCAUCCUCUCCCAGCGCAACAACGACGACGUGGCAAAAGAGUUCGUCAAGCUCAAGUCGGACCAGCGGUCGGCCGAAGAAGGUCGCAGCUGAGAGAGGAGGACGGCAGGAAACACGUGUGCACAAAAACACCAGAGACAUACCUGAUAGACAUAGUGUUAUGCACACAUAGUACACUCACCUACAUAGAUAGACAACCAUGUGCAAUGCACAAGCACACACUUAAAAAUGCUCUAUUGUACAUACAUCUGCAUACAUUAUGCAACAUUUACAUUGCAAUGUUAUCAAUGCAACAUGGAGGAAUAUGUUUAUAAAAAAACCUUCUUUAAUUUGGAAUCUUUCAACAGCUGCCCCACUCACAACUCUCAGUUCGGCCCCAUAUUAGCACCUCACUCACUCUUUCCUAUAACACGUCACACCUUUUCUAUAUUGUACAUUUAGAUGUACCGCAGAACAACCACAGACCCAUGUGAAUAGUUUGAGAACGACCACUUUGCACUUUUGCUUCUCUGCAUCUUCAGGAGAGCAGUCCUUGCCUAGCUGUGCUCUGUCCGUGCGUCCUUUUGUCCGCUUGCCUGCCUGACUGUGUGUCGUUCUUCCAGUCCGUCCGUCACCCCUCCACCCUUGUCGGUUGCUCUGCGUAGUCUUCCCACGGUGUGGUGUGUUGUGUAAGUUGGAGUUCAGACACAUAUCUAAGAUCAGCUGUUCCUUUUGCCCCAAAAAUCACAAAAUGAUAUAGAAAACACACACAAUACUGACCUUAGAUCAGUGUCCAGGGGCAGCAUCACUGCUAGUCUGUCCUGUAAUGUACAAACGUCCUGCAUGUUGACCCCAGGAACACUGUGAUUCACUUUGCUGUUACCAUGGCAACCAUUCCCCUCCCACGCAAAAGAUGGGUGCCUCCAAUAUUUUAUCUGUGUGAGCAUGGUGCAUUUAACCCUGGUACAAUAAGGUUUUAUGAAUAUGACCUGACUAACCUUCUGUCUCGUGGAGAAGACGCGCCGGCAGUAGAUCAAAGCUGAGCCUGGUGUGUGAUGUGUUUGUAGAGGCAACAGCCGUGGCCACAGUGUGCAUUUUUCAAACAUUUCUUGCUUCACAUCGCAACAAACGGAGCAAUACCCCAGCGUCUUACACCCCUAGAGUGCACAUUAACUCCAAAAAGGGCUACAGGAUCAGUGGACUGGGAUGUCACUUUACGCACUAAUACAUGCUCUCCACGCUUCUGUUGGCAAACUGACCACGAGGUCCCCCCACCCACAUCCACAUCCACCUGCUCGGUCAGAAAAACACACCACACGCUACGAUUCAGAAAGUCUAUCAUGAGUGACUCUGUGGAGGAACUGGAAAUAAAUCCUCACGAAGUCUGAAAGGACACACGAAGCUCGGUGGGUCGCCUGCACGUGUCUCAACCCAUCUAUUUAAGGCAAUAGCGGUUUGUUUGUGUGUUCUCUGAACCUUGUGGACAAACCCUCUGUGAACACUGCUGUGUCUUUUGUUGAUGUGUGUGUGCAUGUGUGAGGGUGUGUGUGUGUGUGUGUUGGGCUGAUUGUCACUACUGCAAAAUGGGCUCUGAGAUUGUGAGCAAUACAUUGAACCUACACACCCAAAAAUGUAUGCGCUGUCGAUACAACUACAGGAGCACCGGCUGCACUAUCCACACGUAGGAGGAAUGGGAAACUUAUGAUCACAUUUUUUUGUAAAGAUAUUUUAUUUAUGGACUCAUAAAAUUCCCAUUCCCUGUGGAAGUGUUGCAACCUUUUUCUCGUGUAUUUUGGACAAGAGAGGAAAGUGUUUUGUCGUUGGAAUUACUAUUUGCCUUUAGUAGGACCAAAUUUGCACGAACCAGAGCUCAUGUUUGUUUUUAUUUCCUCAAAGAAUGAAGCCAUCAGAGUCACCGCCAAGCAUUUAAGGUGUUCAUGUAUCCGUUUCAGUCAUGUGCGUUGAUUAACCCCUUUACCUCUCGCUUGGAAAAAGGUGAGCGAGCACUCACAGUCUUAGUCCAGCUCGUCUUGUAGUCUCUUUGUGAAUCUAAAUGAUGUCAGUGAGAGCGAGUAAACGCUGCAGGAAGCUUUCCUGUCGCUGCGUGGAGCGACAUCACUGCUGGACUGUCACAUGUUGUCUUUACUUAAUCCUGCUGAACGCUACCAAAAACACAUCUUCUGAAUGUUCUUUAUCCUCUCAGCAGGGCCUUCUUUCAAAGGGAUAGUCGCAUCCAGAACCAUGACUAGCUUGGGGAGACCGACUCAUGCCUUUUGAUUUAGGCCACCAAAUUUCACUUGAGACAUUAAAAUAAACGGAUCAUGCUUGAGUUUUGAGCGAACUGGCCUCGUUGCCAAAUCUUUGGCAACAUUUAAAGGAGAACUCCACUGAUUCUACACAUCAAAGUUGGUUUACAGAUCUUUGGGAGUGCUGAAAAAAACCUUGCAGAUGGAACAGUUUGAGAUGUGGUUCCUCUGUAGCUUCAGGCUGCAAUAACUACACAAAUCUCAGGCUGGAUUGUUGCAUUGUGGGUAAUGUAGGCAGCAAGGAUAAAUAAUGUGUGCAAUAAAAAAACAGACAAAAUUCUCUGGCUCUGCUGCAUCUGCUUUGAUGUGGCUUUACUUCUACCCAUCCAUUAGAAGUUUAAUAACAAGUGUGAUACUUAAUCAGCGGAGUGCUCCUUUAACACAGUUACACAACGUUGUGUGUUGUUGUUAGUGCUCAAGACAAAACUGUCAGAUUGUAGCUGGAAAAAGCAACAAAAAGUAACCGAUCAUCCAGUUUUGGGCUCGUUGGCUGCCUGCUUCAUGUAUGUACGUGCACAUACGGACGCCACUGCACACAUGCACACACGCCCACACACACAUCUACACACACCGACCUCUGCUCAAGCACAAAAGGGUACAUGUAAGACGUGAGACACACAUGUAAGACACACAUGCAUGCAUGCACGCCGACACAACUCCGUGGAGACCAAUGAUGCCCACCUUGUGAAUAGAAUCAACUACAAAUGCAUGAUGGGAAACUUUAUUGUGCCAGCACGUGUCUCUUUGAUGUUACUUGACUUUUGUUUUUCUUUUUUGACUCGUUUUUACUUUCUACAGCUACGUAAUAAUUCAUCAAUGUUCUUUUUGUUUUUCAAAAACGGCUUGUGAAUACGUCAUCUGUAACCAAUAUGAAUGUAGUGUGAACACAGAACUCGCAUGAGAGAAUUAUUUUCUACUAAGGAUGUUUCUAAUUUUUUUCUUAUCAUUAUUGAUUGUUCUUUAAUGAGGAUGAAGUGGAACUGGAAUGCAGCCUGAUUGUGAUCUGCUUCCUAUUAAAAGGACAUUCAUGUCACGACC